CUGUCUGGGGGAGCACGUGACGUGGCCCUGGAGCCGGAAGCUACCUAUCUGGUAGGGAGCUCCUCAAGCACCUAAGGCUGCGAUGACUUCUGCACUGACCCAGGGGCUGGAGCGAAUCCCAGACCAGCUCGGCUACCUGGUGCUGAGUGAAGGUGCAGUGCUGGCGUCAUCUGGGGAUCUUGAGAAUGACGAGCAGGCAGCCAGCGCCAUCUCUGAGCUGAUCAGCACGGCCUGCAGUUUCCGGCUGCACCAUGGCAUGAAUGUACCCUUCAAGCGCCUGUCUGUGGUCUUUGGAGAACACACGCUGCUGGUGACCGUGUCAGGACAGAGGGUAUUUGUGGUGAAGAGGCAGAACCGAGGCCGGGAGCCCAUUGACGUCUGAGCCUGCCAGAUGGCAAGGGUCGAAGUGGAUUGGGCCCAUGGGCCUCUGAUGAAAGAGGCACAAACGUUCUUCACCUCUUCCUUGGCUUGGUGCUAGAACUAAGGCCUUCUGCUCACCCACCAACCCCACUCACCUGGAGAGCAAAGGCUUGGGAACUUUGCACUAUGUUGAGGAGAAGGUGGGCAAGGGGAAUUCCCUCUUCCCUCCCUCCCUCCUAAUAAACAUGAGUCUGAUGUUCCCAG
Messenger RNA from Galeopterus variegatus (Sunda flying lemur), 624 nucleotides. It is a transcript of the gene LAMTOR4, whose product is annotated as late endosomal/lysosomal adaptor, MAPK and MTOR activator 4. Gene Ontology annotation, biological process: cellular response to amino acid stimulus; positive regulation of TOR signaling. Lineage: Eukaryota; Metazoa; Chordata; Mammalia; Dermoptera; Cynocephalidae. Gene Ontology annotation, molecular function: guanyl-nucleotide exchange factor activity. The transcript has 4 exons. The coding region runs from base 83 to 382 and encodes 99 amino acids. The record is from RefSeq and is a predicted model, not a curated record. Gene Ontology annotation, cellular component: lysosome; Ragulator complex.